This is a messenger RNA of Condylostylus longicornis, 5855 nucleotides long. It is a transcript of the gene Ack-like, whose product is annotated as activated Cdc42 kinase-like. The record is from RefSeq and is a predicted model, not a curated record. Gene Ontology annotation, molecular function: protein tyrosine kinase activity; protein binding; ATP binding. The coding region runs from base 393 to 4799 and encodes 1468 amino acids. NCBI's taxonomy places the organism in Eukaryota, Metazoa, Arthropoda, Insecta, Diptera, Dolichopodidae. The transcript has 11 exons. Gene Ontology annotation, biological process: protein phosphorylation.
ACUAAAUAAGCUCAUUAUAUUUGUAUAUUUAGAAAAAUUCAAAUAAAAUUUUGAACUACGUUAUAUUUUUGUUUGUAAUAUUUUUAUAAGUUGCAAUUUAAAGAGCCUGAAAAACUAUGUAUUUUAAUUGCUCAAAAAAUUUGUGAAAGCAUUUAUUGAAUGCUCAUUUAUUGAGAUCUGGCAAUUAUGUUGAAAUGAAGGCAGUCUAAGCUGUAUAGAAUACAAAAGAAAUUUUUCUUAAAUAUUUUUUUUAAAUUUGCCAAUGAACAAUUCAAAUUAUUUAAUAAUACAAAAACCUUUGAUAGUCAUUGUGCUUCAAAUAAUGUUAAAAAAUAAUUUUUAGUUUUAAACUUCCAUAGAAAAGCGAUUUGUAGUUUCGAAUAGAGUCAACUAUGGCUGAAAUCAGACAUAUUGAUUUGUACGAGUUCCUUGUGGAGUCUGAACUUCAACAUUAUUAUAGUUCAAUUAAGGAUGAAUUGAAAAUUACAAAUGCUUCACAUUUAAAAUAUGCCACCGACGAAGAUCUACGGCAAGUUGGUUUUUCCAAGCCAGAGAUCAGACGAUUACGAAAGUUUUACGAAAAAUAUUACCCUCAUGGAUAUCUCAGCAAAAUUAAACGUCUGUUGCAACCACCGAUUAGGAGAGAUGAUAAUCAAAUGAAUUCGUCAGUUAGUUCGACAGAAGCAACCAAAGUGAUAACUCUCCCUAGCAAAACUCCUACUCAAAAGCACAUUAUACCCGCAGAUUUGAUUAGUGUGAACAAACAACUUGGAGCAGGUGAAUUCGGUGUUGUGCAGCAAGGAGUUUGGACAAAUGGAACAGAGAGAAUACAAGUAGCUAUCAAGUGCUUAUGUCGUGAAAGAAUGCAAUCUAAUCCUAUAGAAUUCUUAAAAGAAGCUGCUAUUAUGCAUGCAAUUGAACAUGAAAAUAUUGUUAGGCUGUACGGUGUUGUGUUAGAUACUAAUUCUUUGAUGUUGGUAACUGAGUUGGCUCAUUUAAGAUCGUUACUUGAAUGCUUAAAAGAUCCGGGACUGAGAGUAAAUUUUUUAACUGUUCCAACUUUGUGUGAAUUUGCUAUGCAAAUAUGUAAUGGAAUGAUGUAUUUGGAAAACAAACGAUUAAUUCACAGAGAUUUAGCUGCGAGAAAUAUUUUAGUUUUUAGCAAAAAUAAGGUGAAAAUUUCUGAUUUUGGGCUUUCAAGGGCCCUAGGAGUAGGGAAAGACUACUAUAAGACUAAUUUUAACGUAAAUUUAAAAUUGCCCAUUGCAUGGUGUGCUCCGGAAUGUAUAACAUUUUUAAGGUUCACCAAUGCUUCAGAUGUUUGGGCUUACGGUGUCUGCUUAUGGGAAAUGUUUUCUUAUGGAUUUCAACCAUGGGCUGCUCUAACCGGUUUGCAAAUACUAGAGGCAAUAGAUGACCCUAAUUUCCAACGUUUGGAACAACCAGAAUGCUGUCCUAAAGAUUAUUACAAUUUAAUGCUACGAUGUUGGCAACAUGAAUCCACUAAAAGACCUAAAUUUAGUGAAAUAUAUUCGUUGUUGCCAGACAUGAAGCCGGAACAGUUGAAAACUGUCAUAAAUAAUUGUGAACCGAAAAAAGAUCAUUUGUUGUACCUUCAAGGAGAAAUUAUAACUGUGUUAGAUAAAAAUAGCAACUCACCUUUUUGGAAGGGUGUUUUAAAUUCAGGAAAAACAGGGCUAUUUAACCCUUCAAACACAGUAGCUUAUUUGGAAGGUCUUCCAAGCUCAACAAAUAGAGAUGGAUUCUUUCGCACGAGUGAGCGCUUGAGUAAGAAGAAACUACGAUCAGAAAUGAUUUCAAUGCCGCAGAAUGAUUUAAAACACACCUUACAUAUUGGAUUAGAUGGAGCUUAUUUCGGUGAUGUGUCACUUUUGGGUAGUUCCCAACAAACAAAUCCCUUACCUAAACAAAUAGUUACGCCAUAUAAACCUUCAGAAGAUAUCGAACAAACGCCGCUCCUGUUACCACCAACGCCUACCAGUCCCGAUUCUAUACAAACUGCCAGCACAUAUUUUCCUGAAGAAAACCAAACAAUAUCCCAAACGAACCCGUCCUUUAUAAACUCAAAUCAAAACACUCCCCAAAAUCAUAAUUUCCAUCACACUUUUGAUUUUCCGCCAAAACAAACGCAAGCUUUCAGUUCUUCCAAUCCCUUUGCUUCUGAGGCUUUUAAUAGUCAAAAUUCUUCUUCCAAUAAGAAAAUUGAAAUAAAUGAAAAUGUAGUGUUCACCAAUCUUGAAAACGAUUCUUUAGUACAAAAUUUCAAAUCAAACAAUAAUAUUAAUUGGCCAUUAUCUGCCUCUGAAGGAGGUGGUAUUGAAACUCAACAUGAGUAUCAUGAAAUAUCUGAUGAUGAAAUGAUUGUUGAUAAAUUUGAUUACGGUCCAUCUUUAUUAGAUGAAAUAAAUUCAAUGUUUGGCUGCAUAAACAUGGCAAAUGAUGAAAUUAGUUUGGCCAAAUUACAAGGAAAUUUAAAUAGCCCAAAAACGGGUGAGGUAGUUGAUUUACAUUUAAAAACAAAUAGAAAACUGAAUGGUAGUGAUAACAAUGGCAAUAAAGCAAAGAAGAAAACAUGUGGUACGGUUAAACCAAUAUCUGUGAAAGAUGAAAAAAUUCUAAAUCAAGCAAUAGAAAUAGCGAAUGAAAUUAGUGCCAAGUCUAUGACAGAUUUAGUUUCGGAUACAUCCCAAACUAUGAGAAGCCCAAAAAGAAAAUUUAGUUUCCGUCUUCCACAUCUCACACAUAAUACGAUUGGAAAAGAUCUCACUUUACCUAGUUAUUCUAUAAACGGUUCCAAUGGAACUUAUAAUUCUCAAUUAAAAGAAAGAAAAAAAUUUUCUGAGGAACUUCAAAGUAUUUCUGAUUUACAGCGUUUUCGUUCUUUAAGUGAAAUUCAAACGUCAGGUUUAAAUAUUCGUAUUCCAAUAUUCGAUAAAGAGUCAUCUGAUUUCUGUUUUAAAAAAUCAAGAGAAAUUUUGAGUCGUCCUAUUGAUAUUGAAAAAUUUAAUACAGGGAAAAUACUUGACAAAAAAACGCGGGAUCUAAUUGAUGAAAAUCUUUUAGAUAUAGAAAAUACAUUAAAUGCAUUAAAUUUAGAUUUUAUACAAACUUAUAGUGAAUUGGAAAAAACUGAUUCGGUUGAAACACUAUUAGCUGAUCAAUUAGUUAACUUAACGUCAAUUGAUUCCAAUGAUUGUAAUGGUAAAUUAUCAUCCUCAUCGUCAAAUCGCUCAAAAUUACAAAAUAUAUAUAAUUUAAACAGUGAAAUUGCUAAAUUAAAUGAAAGUCAGUCAGAAUUAUCUUCUUCCGUUUUAGUAGAUAAACAGUUUACCAACAACUCAACACAACUUUAUAAUAAUUUAGUUGAAAAAUUAGAAGACAAAAGGAGCACAACUCCAGAUACUGGUUUCGCAUCUAGAGAGACUAAUUUGUCCUUAUCGAGACGUAGCAGCCAAAAAAGUAAUUACAGUCCCCAAGAUUCAUUUAGUUCAAAAGAAGCUCCAACAUUUUCAAAUCCUUUUGAUUCAAGAUUUUAUUCUAGUAUUAGAAAUGAACAAAAAAAUAAUCAAAAAAUAUUAAAAAAAAUGGAGAAUCAAAUUUCACCAUUGAAAAAUGUAAAUAAAAGUAAUAAUUCACUUUAUAAUCAGUUACAACAAAAUUCUCCAGUUGGAGAAUACAGUGGGAGCAGACAACGCUCUAUGUCGUUUACCGAUAAUUAUCAAAUAAAAUCCCCUGCUCUUUCAGAGCCUCAAAUGAGAGUAAGCGCAGGAAUUACAAAUGACAAAACAAAAAAGCCUAACGAUAAACUUUGUAGUCCAAGAAGUGUUACAUCUUUUCGUUAUAAAAAUAUCCAAAAUAAUGUCAAUCCAUCAACAUUAGUUUGUAAAUCGCGUAGUGUUAAAUCAAGAACUUUGCGUCGAUUACGAAGAUUAAGUUAUAAUCCUAUAGUGGUGGAAACUUCUUCAUCAAGUGAAAGCGAUUUUGAUCGUAGCAUAGCCCAAUCAGAAUGCGAUAUUCGCUCUAAAGUUUCUGUAACCUUAAGGAAACGAAGGCAAUUAUUUAAUCGUAAAGCGUUUUCCUCUGGUACAGAUGAACUACCACAUGAAAAAAUAUAUGGGUCUAAUGCUAGUAUCAAAUCAGCUCCACACUAUAAUUAUAAUAAAGAUUUAGAAAUGGAAAAGUAUAAUUAUUUAGCACAAAAUUUAGAAACUGCCGUUAAUUAUAAUGAAAGAAUUUAUGAUUUUGGCAAUCAAUAUCGUGAUCCUAAAGGCAAUUUUCAUGGUUUCAAUAACGUCAUAAAGCCUCCUAGAGCAUUUUCUACAAUAAAUCAUAAUACUAAUUAUGCAAGAGAGCAAUUAUACUCAGAAUUUGAUGUUAGUAAGUUAACUGGGAAAAGUCCAACUUCUAUUGGCACAAAUACAACAGGAACUGGUAGUGGAUAUUCGGUAGAUAAUAAUAGAUUACGUAAUAAUGUAUUACAGAAACAACAAAUAUCGUCAAGUACUAAAGCUGCUGAAAUUGUGAGUACUAUUAACAGUAACAUUGGCGAUAAAAUUUUACCUCCCUCCUCGAAUCCUCUUUUUCAAUGGCCAGAAAAAAUUCAUGCGUCAACUGUUAAACAAAAUGAACUUAUGUGGAGGCAACUACAAGCAGUUAGCGCACAGAGUGCCCUGUUUGGCAAUAUCAAAGUUAAACAAGCUUUUUCAAGUAAAAGUUCCUCUUCCGAUUCAGAUGAUUCUAAUUACAGAAAUAAAUUUAUACCAAGCCCUGCUCCAUAAAGCUGAAUUUAGUUUUUUCUUUUUUAAAUUUAUUGAAAAUUGAUUAGCCUUAUAAAUUUUUAACCUAAAAAAAUAUAAUAAAAAUAAAGUUCUUGUUCGAAUUUAUAGAAUAUUUCUGGAAUAUUGGCAAUAUGCUCUUAGUUGCAUAUGCAUUUGUAAAUGUACAUGUCUGCAUAUACAUAAUUGUUAUGUACAUUGUGUUUAAAUGCUUUGCAAAUGUUUGGUAAUUCGAUUAUAAAAAAAAGACUUUCAAAAAGUAAAAAAAAAAUUUAUAUAAUUAUAAAAAUAAAAAUUUUGUGAUAGAAUUUAUAAAAAAAAAUUGAGAGUUUUGCAUUUGACACGUUGUCGCUGCAAUUUUUAUAUUACAAACAUUAAAUUUCAAAUUAUUAGAUGUAUACGAAAUUGGGAUUUUGUACAUUUGUAUUUUGUAAGCAUUGUUAUUUCCUGUUUUUCUCCUGUCGCAUAUUUUUUAAUUUAAAAAUCACAGACUCUUUUCAUGUAAUUUUCUAUUUGGUAGCUGAAUACGUGGAGCAGAAAAUAACAGUGCCUAGAAGAUACAAUUUUACAGACAGCCAUUGAAUUUGAAAGAGUUUAUUAUGAAAUAUGAAAUAUAAACUGCGUUAAUUGGCUUUGAAAAACUUUGAAUUUUAAAAUUUAACUUAGUUAAUUUCCAAUUAUUUUAAAAGAUUUCAUUAUUUAUAUUUUUAUUCGUCAUAAAUAAUAAUAAUAAUCUAAUAAUUUUCAAUAAAAUAUGAAUUUGAAUUGUAUUCGAAAUUUUUUUGACUAUUGGAGAAAAAAACGCCGUUAUUAUGGUUCAUUGUAUAUUAAUCACCAAAGUUAUGCCAUUACAAACAUUUAAAAUCAAUUGAUAUUAUAAAAGAAUAAAAUAAAAAUAAUAAUUAACCUUUUUAUUGACUUACUAAUUAUUAUACAUAAACAUACAUAUAUAAGAUAAAUUUAACAUAUACAUACAUACAUAUAUAAGUAUAAAAUUAAAUAAAUAUAUAUACAAGAGAAAAAUAAUGAUUCUUAAUUUAAAAAACAACAACCUUUCAA